Molecule: messenger RNA, 1188 nt
Organism: Prunus armeniaca (apricot)
Lineage: Eukaryota; Viridiplantae; Streptophyta; Magnoliopsida; Rosales; Rosaceae
Source: the annotation of a GenBank genome assembly
AUGCAAGGGAUAAGCAAACUCUACUUGAAGAUGCAUGAUGGAACAAUUAGAGAAUUGAGUGAUGUUCGAUAUGUACCAGAUAUGAAGAAGAAUCUUAUCUCAUUGGGCACAUUGGAAUCCAAGGGUCUUAAGAUCACCAUGGAUAGUGGAGUUCUUAAAGCUGUGUACGGGACACGAGUGGUGAUGAAAGGUAUAAGACUGAAUAACUUGUAUUUCUUGUCGGGAAGUACAAUUAUUGGUAGAUCAGUUGUCACCAAAGCUACUUACGCAGAUAUCACAGACACUACGAGGUUAUGGCAUAUGCGUAUUGGGCAUGCUGGUGAAAAGGCGUUGCAAGGAUUGGUGAAGCAAGGCUUAUUAAAAGGUGUGAAGGCAUGCAAAUUGGAAUUCUGUGAACACUGUGUGCUGGGUAAGCAAACGAGAGUGAAAUUUGGCACUGCUAUUCACCACACUAAUGACAUUCUAGAUUAUGUUCACACUGAUGUUUGGGGACAUUCUAAGAAUGCAUCUUGGGGAGGUAGCCAUUAUUUUGUCUCCUUUGUUAAUGACUUCUCUAGAAGAGUAUGGGUGUACACCAUGAAGUGUAAAGAUGAACUCUUGAAGAUAUUCCUGAAGUGGAAAAAGAUGAUUGAAACUCAAACCGAUCGAAAGAUCAAGACUCUCAUAUCAGACAAUGGUGGCGAAUACAAGUAUGAUCCUUUCUUGGAAGCAAAGCAUUUUGGGCUGAGAAUUACCUAUGCAAGUCAUCUUAUUAAUUGGUUGCCUACUGCUGCAAAUAAGGGGAAAACGCCCAUGGAGGUAUGGUCUAGUAAACCUUGUAUUGAUUAUAAGUAUUUACAUACAUUUGGUUGUCUUGCUUACUAUCAUGUCAGGGAAAGCAAGUUGGAUCCAAGGGCAAAGAAGGCUCUGUUUAUGGGCUUUAGUAAUGGCACGAAGGGAUACCGACUUUGGUGUCUAAUUGAGAAGAAAUUUGUUGUAAGCAGAGAUGUAACUUUUGAUGAGGCUGUUGUGGUUAGUCAGAACAAGCAUGAAGGUGAAACUAAAGCAACCAAGACUAGGAGUAGUUUAAAGCAAGUUGAGUUACUAAAGACUCUAGUUGUUCUAGUGAGGUCUGACGUUACAGACACUAGUCCUAUAGUUGAUUCUGAUGAUGAGGACGAGGAUGAUGAAGAGGAGGCAUCUACCUAA